UGAGGUGUUUAUCAAGUGUGACACUACUGGUUAUUGGAAAUUAUCAGAUCCUCAAUGUUAUAAAUAUUGGUCCUGGUUUAUAGAUAAGCCAAAUAGUACCCUGGAAGAUAAAAGAGAUUUCACAAAUGGCAUUGGAACAGAAGAAACUGAUGUAAACAUAGCAGCAUCUGAAAAAAUUUCUGGUACUAUGAAACAAAAACAUGUUCUUAGUGGAGACAAGGAGCUUAAUUUAGAUGCAGUCACACGAAUAUUUGGUUCUUCUGCUCACCAUUACAUGCUAAUAGGGAAUGGAUUGGGUGUAAGGACGGCUGAUCUGAUGCCAAUACCAGGAACAGCAGAUAUCAAUUCCAGAUAUGUAUUCCAGAGGUGGUUUGAAGCCAACAGAAACAUCAGUUGGAAUACAUUAAUAAAACUUUGUGAUAAUUAUCCUGAUGAACUGGGCAAAGCAAAGUCUGAACUUCUGAAAUAUAUAGGUCAGUCUCCUGAUAGUGCCAGUUCAGAUACUCAACAGUUGCCAAACUGAAGUGAGUCAGGCAAAGUGAGAAAAAGAAACACAAGAAUAAUGACAUUAAAUUUAAUUAAGAGUAGAAUUUUUGUGAUUACAAUAUAUACACUAGCUUUUGUUGCUUAAAUAAUUACCAUAUUAUUAGCUUAGCUAGCUCUGUCUUACUAGGUUUAUUGGCACAUUAUUAG
Messenger RNA from Amphimedon queenslandica, 693 nucleotides. RefSeq lists its product as uncharacterized. The transcript has 6 exons. NCBI's taxonomy places the organism in Eukaryota, Metazoa, Porifera, Demospongiae, Haplosclerida, Niphatidae. The coding region runs from base 188 to 523 and encodes 111 amino acids. The record is from RefSeq and is a predicted model, not a curated record.